AUGUCUGCGACAUCGCCUACAAAUGCGCUUUCGGGCCAGGUGCUCAGCGGCAUCAUGGCCGCCUCUUUACCCACCGAAUCACCCACGAUCAAGAACGGGUACGAAGCCAUUGCUCUUGGCGCACACGCCGCACUACUCUCCGUCGGCUUCAGGCUCAUCGGACUAGGAGAAGACCACAAGAUCGAAGCACACUCCGACUCCGAAGCUCCUCAACCCUUGCCCGCAGAAUGGAACGCACAGAAUGGCAGUUAUGCUUUCCGAUAUAAACAUCGCCAGAGCAGCAUGGAAUUCCUUCUCAAAAUCAACAGAAUGGGAAACAAAGUCGUCAUCAUGGCGAUGGGACUGGGAGACGAUCGAACAAUAAGCACAGAUCUGAAGAUGCAGGAAUAUAUCUCUGAAGGGAGCUUACCUGUUUCUGGAGAGGCAAGCAGUAAGGACCAGACGGCGGCGAAGAUCAUCGACGCUUUCAUUUCGGUUGGGAGACUGAGUGAUUUGGGAAGUUUGAUGCGGGUGCAUCUCAUUCAGAAGCUCAUUCCGAGCUUGCAGAAGGAGGGAUAUGAGGAGAGCAGCAGUGAUGAGCGACAAGCGAGACAGCCUGCUCCUGGCAGAGAGGAUGAUAGACCACAGCACCACCCGUUGCGGGAAGAGAGAGGUCCUCCAGCUCGUCCAUAUCCUCUCCACGAUCCUCUUGCACAACCGCGCGGACCACGAGGCCCUUUGCCGGAACCUAUUCCCGGCUUCGAAGACGAGCAUGGUAUCCAGAGGCCUCCACGAGGUAUGCCGCAAGGCGGAUUCGGUAGAAUCGGCGACAGAGAUCUCUACCCGCAAGGCCUCGGACCCAACGAUCCAUUCCGUGGCGGUAUAGGACCUGGUCUUGGCGGACCUAUGGGUGGUGGCGGCAUGCAUCCCACCUUCGACGACCCUUUGUUCGCUGGACAAGGGCAGAGAGGACCUGGCUUCGACCCACAAGCACCGCCAGGAGCACGCUUCGAUCCGCCAUUUGGGCCCGGUCAGGGAGGCCACCCCCGCGGUACUGGAAUGGGAGGCCGCCCACCGAAUCCGUUUGGCGGCUUCGGCGAUGGUGACUUCAUCUAA
Lecanosticta acicola is the source of this 1095-nucleotide messenger RNA. The record is from the annotation of a GenBank genome assembly. Lineage: Eukaryota; Fungi; Ascomycota; Dothideomycetes; Mycosphaerellales; Mycosphaerellaceae.